This is a messenger RNA of Durusdinium trenchii, 660 nucleotides long. NCBI's taxonomy places the organism in Eukaryota, Dinophyceae, Suessiales, Symbiodiniaceae. The record is from the annotation of a GenBank genome assembly.
AUGCUGUCCAUUCGCUUAAGCGACCGAAUGUUCCUUUUCAGUCUCAGAGGAAGGCACGAGACUGCCGUCAGGUACAGGCGCCGCACCUUUACUUGGCAGGGAGAGGUUCGAGUGAUCCGCGAGGGGUUCGAGGUUUUUGUCAUUCGCACCAAGAGCGUAUUGAUGGUUCGCAUGUAUCCUUCUCGCUUCCCUCGCCGCGACCUUCCAGAUGUCGCUUUGCUUUUCAGUGACAGUCUCAAUAAAGAGAUUGCGGAGCUCUCACCUGGCGACUGGGUGGAAUUCGAGGCUACUAUGACCUUGCACGGCUAUAGAGGCGACCCAGAGCUCAUGACACUUUGGCACAUCCAGAAAGUGGAGCGGCCGGUACCUUUGUCCAGCUCUGCAGGACACUCACACAAAUCAUUGGAGGACCCUUCGCAUCCCAACCGUCAGCAAAAAGAGGCGCCCAAAGUGGUAGAAUCUCCUACACUUCCGCCUGUCCACGCGAAGGAGCCGGAGAAGAGAGAGGAGCCAACGAAAGAGCCGGAGGUUCCUGAAAAGGUAGCAAUCGCUACAGAGGAGCAGAAGAAAGAUGAGCCUGAGGUAAAACCAGCAGAGGCUCAACAACCACCGCUAAAUUCUGAUGCAACGGCAAAUACCAAUGAACCUGGAAAGCAAUAA